AUGGCGCCCAAAUUUGCUGGCAUGUCCGGCAGGCCACUGUCCCUGACAGUGUCCACCAUUGCAACAAUGGGUUUCCUCCUAUUCGGUUACGAUCAAGGUGUAAUGUCAGGUAUCAUUUCAGCCAACGCCUUCGACGACGUCUUCACAGCCGCCAAGGGUGACUCGACGAUGCAAGCCCUCAUCACCGCCGUCUACGAAUUAGGUUGUCUAUUUGGUGCGAUGUUCGCUCUUUUUGCCGGUGACCGUCUCGGUCGUCGAUGGAUGGUCAUUUCCGGCGCCGCUAUCAUGGUCAUUGGCGUCGUUAUCCAGGUCACUUCCUUCGUUGGCCAUAUCCCUCUGCUACAAUUCAUGUUCGGUCGUGUCAUCACCGGUAUUGGAAAUGGCAUGAACACUUCUACUAUCCCUACUUACCAGGCUGAGUGCUCUCGUACUAGCAACCGUGGUCUGUUGAUUUGUAUCGAGGGUGGUAUUAUUGCUAUUGGUACGGCGAUUGCCUACUGGAUUGACUUUGGUGCUUCGUACGGUCCCCCUGAUCUGGUUUGGCGUUUCCCGAUUGCGUUCCAGAUUGUUUUCGGUUUUAUUAUUAUUAUCGGCAUGUACUUCUUGCCCGACUCGCCUCGUUACCUUAUCUCUAAGGGUAAGGUUCACGAGGGUGAGUAUGUGCUUGCUGCUCUGGCUGGAAAGGAGAUCGACGAUCGUGAGACUCAGUUGCAGAAGCAGCUUGUCAUUGAAUCUAUCGAAGCUGCUGGUGUCGCCGAGGGUGCUGGCUACUCCGACCUGCUCACUGGUGGCCGUACUCAGCACCUCCGCCGCAUGCUCAUCGGUUCUUCCUCGCAAAUCGCCCAACAGCUGUCCGGCUGUAACGCCGUCAUCUACUACCUCCCCGUCCUUCUAAAGCAAUCCCUCGGUCAAACCGAAUUCAUGUCCAUGCUCAUCGGCGGUAUCAACAUGAUCGUCUACGCCAUCUUCGCCACAUUCUCCUGGUUCUUCAUCGAGAAGAUCGGUCGUCGCAAGCUCUUCAUCGGUGGUAUGGCCGGCCAAAUGGUCUCCAUGAUCAUCGUCUUUGCCUGCCUUAUCCCUGGCGGCACCGGCCCAGCCAAGGGCGCUGUCUUCGGUCUCUUCUUGUACAUGGCCUUCUUCGGCGCUGCCAUGCUUCCCCUGCCCUGGUUGUACCCAGCCGAGCUAUCUCCCAUCCGCACCCGAGCCAAGGCCAAUGCCGUCUCGACUUGCUCUAACUGGUUGUUCAACUUUACCGUUGUCAUGAUUACCCCCGUCAUGGUGGCCCACAUUGGAUGGGGCACGUAUCUGUUCUUCGCUGCUAUGAACGCCAUCUUUAUCCCGCCUAUGUACUUCUUCUAUCCUGAGACUGCUGGCCGUUCCUUGGAGGAGAUUGAUAUUAUCUUUGCCAAGGGCUAUUGCGAGAAGAUUAGCUAUGUUAAGGCUUCGCAUGAGCUGCCUAGUUUGACUGAUGAGGAGAUUGAGCAAAAGGCUAUCGAGUAUGGGUUUGCGGCUGCUAGCCCCGAGGAUCCGGAGAAGGGUGGUGGUUCCCCUGCAUCGGAGGAGGAGCAGCGUGAGAACCGUGAGAACCGUGAGAACCGUGCUUGA
Molecule: messenger RNA, 1605 nt
Organism: Penicillium subrubescens
Lineage: Eukaryota; Fungi; Ascomycota; Eurotiomycetes; Eurotiales; Aspergillaceae
Product: putative MFS monosaccharide transporter
Exons: 2
Coding region: 1-1605 (534 amino acids)
Biological process (GO): carbohydrate transport; transmembrane transport
Cellular component (GO): membrane
Molecular function (GO): carbohydrate:proton symporter activity
Source: RefSeq, a predicted model, not a curated record